CUCCAAUGGAGGUUGUACGAGAUUGUACGUCUCAAAUAUUUGUUUGGAAUCACUGUAUUGGUCUCCUUCAUGACGUAUCGUUCCCGAUUCAUGGCCUCUGUUACGUUAUGCGGUUAAACUUCACCUAAAAAGUAUGUCUUCUUCCUAUAAACGUUAUCCUCACCAAUCCACAAAAUUGCGACUCCGAGUCUCCGUCGUCUUCAGUUGACCAGAAGAAGCUUCAAGCUAAGCCUUUGAAAUCAGCCGUUGAUGAUUGGGUUGGGAGGUUGUUGGCUCUGGUUUAUUCAGACAUGCCAGAUAAAUGCUGGGUGGGUCUCGAUUUGAUGGGAGUAACUUACCAAGAGUGCAGCUCAGAUCGUUUCUUUAGUUUAUACUUUGUUUGGUUCAACAGCUUACUAUCGCAUAUUAAGAAUCCAGAAAGUUCUAGAAUUGUUCGAGUGGUUUCAUGUACUUCAAUCACUGAUCUCCUUACAAGACUGUCUAGAUUCACGAAUACGAAGAAAGAUGCAGUUUCUCACGCUUCGAAAGUAAUCUUUCCAUCAUUAAACUAUUGGAGGAAGAAUCUUCAAAGGCACUAUGGGAAAGCAUUGUCCAUCUGCUGAGUACAAUCCAUCAAAUUUCCAGCCUGAGUCAUGUGAACAUGAUUUUCAAAUUUAUUUGAAUAAUAGCCAUCACAGCAGAUAUCGAGAUAGGAGGAGUUGCCGGAGACAUUUUUAGGAUCUCAAAGUAGAUACUGCCAUCAACACUAUCAGUAAGUGCUCUGAAACUGUAAACCAGUAAGUUCCUUUCCAAGUUGAAUUCUGUUAAGGCUUCUUAAUUAGAUGGUUUUUGUUGCAAAUAACAAAGACACAUGUGUGUUUGAUCUUGAUAUGUGAUUGCAUGCAUCUGUUUUAAAUUUCCAAUCGGUGUAUGGCAAUAGAUUUCAUGCGGUACAUCUGAAUGGUCAUUGAACUUUGUUAUUAUAUGAUGAUUAAAUGUCCUUUUGUUAAUGAAAAUCAAGUUCUUAA
Messenger RNA from Brassica oleracea var. oleracea, 1007 nucleotides. RefSeq lists its product as uncharacterized. Gene Ontology annotation, biological process: rRNA processing. Bases 291 to 602 code for a protein of 103 amino acids. The record is from RefSeq and is a predicted model, not a curated record. The transcript is spliced from 6 exons. Gene Ontology annotation, cellular component: nucleus. Lineage: Eukaryota; Viridiplantae; Streptophyta; Magnoliopsida; Brassicales; Brassicaceae.